AACCCAGGUACACAACAGUAUCUUCUCAGAGCGGUUCUCCACUCCUGACUUCUCCCCAGCCUUGAGAAUAGAUAACGCACUUUUACUGGUCCUAAUAGAGUGUGGAAGAAGGCUUUGGACAGAACAGAAAACAGGUUCCGUGGGAGGGAACACAGUUUGGGAGACACCAUGGCCAGCUGUCAACUGCAGCCGCAGCUUGAGGAGAGGAGCCCCCAGCCUAGCAUCUCGGGGUAUCCCCUCCUGGAGGUGACAGAUGAUGAACUGCCAGGACCAUCAGUCCCUUGGGUAGAUCCCGGCACCCCGAGUGAGUUCCUUUACUGGAACAUGAAGAGCGAGUGGUCGGACGAAUCUGAGGAGGAGCCCGAGGAGGAGACAGACAAGAAGCCUGAGGAGACCUGGGUGCUGGACCCCCUGUCUGGGCUCAAGACUGAGUUAAAGCAAGAGCCAGUGUCACCCAUGCCCCCUGAGGACUACAAGGCUUUCAACAGGCUGCCUGAUUCCAGCCCGCCUAAUUUCCUUCCUUGGCAAAAGAAGAGGGACUGGUCGGAUGAAUCGGAGGAGGAGCUGGAGGAGGAGACAGGGAAGGAGUACACCCCUGAGCCUGAGGAGACCUGGGUGCUGGACACCCUGUGUGGGCUCAAGAUGAAGCUCAAACGACAGCGAGUGUCACCCGUGCUGCCUAAGCGCUAUGAGGCCUUCAACACGCUGCUUGGUCCCAGUUCGCCUUGGAUCCUUUGCCGUAAAAGGAAGAGGGAGUGGUCGGAGGAAUCUGAGGAGGAUCCUGAGGAGGAGUCAGGGAAGGAGUGUACCCCCGAGCCUGAGGAGACCUGGGUGCUGGAGAGGCUUCAGGGGCUCAAGAUGAAAAUUAAGCGGCGGCGAGUGUCAACCGUGCUCCCUGAGCACCACCAGGCCUUCAACAGGCUGCUUGAGGAUCCUGUCGUGAAAAAAUUCCUGGCCUGGGACACAUAUCUGCUGGCAUCCGACAAGUACCUGCUGGCCAUGGUCAUAGCAUAUUUUAGCCGCGCCGGCCUCUUCUCCUGGCAGUAUGAACGCAUUCAUUUCUUCCUGGCUCUCUACCUGGCCAAUGACAUGGAGGAGGACAACCAGGGCCCCAAACAAGCCAUCUUCUACUUCCUGUAUGGGAAGGACCGCUCCCAGCAACGAUUAUUCCAGAAGCUUCGGUUCCAGUUCUUCUGUUCCAUGCGCUGCAGGGCUUGGGUUUCCCCGGAGGAGCUGGAGGAGAUCCACGCUUAUGACCCAGAGCACUGGGUGUGGGCACGAGAUCGUGCCAACUUUUUAUAGAACUACAGCACCGUGGAGGCCUGAGGUCAUCGGCCUGAGAGAAGGUAUGUCUGCAUCCCCCGGAGUCAAGGCAGAAUAUUGUGUCUAUUUAGGAAAUCCGAGGAACCCAAUUGCUUGAUCCAGCUUCAAGCCUGGGCAACUUGGCGAGAUCGACUCUCCACAGAAAUUCACAAAUUAGCUGGGUGAUGUGGGAGGCAUCUCUAUUCCCAACUACUCAGGAGGCUGAGGAAGGAGGAUUGCUGGAGGCUGGAACACUGAGGCUGCAGGGAGACCUGAUCCUGCCACUGUACUCCAGCCUGGUCGACACAGUGAGACCCUGUGUCAAAAUUGAUCAGAAAUACUGAGUUCCGGGAGGUUCAUUAGGACUGACACACUUGAAUGACCUAUUUGGGUUGAGGAUUCAGUGAAGAUUCAGUUUAUAUCUUGUGCAGCUAACCACGUUGAGGAUUCAGCAUGAGACUUCAACAUUACGAAGUAGGAUUAUGGAUUAGGCUCCGGGACUCGUGGUUCGUGAUGUUGUCACAUUAGAACCGUAUCUAGCCUGGUUACCAGUUUAGAUCUUAAGUGACAUGAAAGGCCCACAUGUGAUGAAGUCUAAAGCCUCAUUGUCUGAGGGUGCUCUACUCCCUGGGCAGACCCACACAAAGUCCCGGCAAGGAAAUAGAUAACUGGGGAUGGCCUUGGGUGUAUUAAGUGAGUUUUGGAGUCGGGGUCACCAAAGUGUGCGUAUCACAAUUGAACAGCAGGCUAGAGAAUGAAGGGCAGGAGAUGAAACUGGAUUGAUCAAUCGCUCUGAACUCUAGUUAGAAUUGACAUGAGACGUGAAUGACCUUCCUAGAGAACUGCUACCUUGAAGCCUGACCUCCUCUCUCACUUCCAGAACACCGGGCCCGGGGAGAUGCGGAUUUUCAGCACGAAGUUUAUUCCAAUGCAAAUGACAGACAGACACCAGGAAGGAGGAGAGGAGCCAUUUGUGCAGAUCAUCUAGAAGAACCUGGACUGUUCUAGAAAGAGCUCAAUAGCGUGACCACGCUGUCCUCCUAGGGGUGGAGGGGCGGGGAGACGGUACUUCUAGGAGUCUGUGGAGGACAGUGAGAAACCAGGGGUGUUUCUGGUUCCACCCCUUCCUGCGGCACCACCUCCCUUUUUAUAUUGCUGAAUUCCAGCCUCUCCAGGAGCAUCUGAGGGCACAGUACAGGCACUCAGAUUGGCACAGAAUUAUUUGUAAAGUAUGAGUGCCGUCGGAUUGUAACAGGUAGCUUCAUGCAUACUAUGCAUUUUUGUGGUUUUGGAAGUGUUGGCCAUUGAAUUAUUCCUAUGUUUAUUUCAAAUAGUUUGGAAAUUGUUUUACUUUUGAAAGCUUGCUGUUCCUGUAGAGUUUUUGAUGAGAAUUAUAGCUGUUACAUAUACAGAAAUAGUUUUCUUUUUUUAAGAAAAAAUUGUUUAUCCUAAAUCUUUUAUUAAAUUGUUUUAUCUAUUAUGAUAUGUGCUCCUGAAGCGAGCACUCUUUAUCUAUGAUACUUACAUGAUAGUCUAUUAUAUUUAUAGCUAUGUGGUAGUUCCCGUAAAUCUUCUAAUAGAAAUUUUUAAUUCCUGUUUAGUGUUAGUUACUGAAUUGUGAGAAUUCAAUGGUGAUUUUUAACAUGUCUUAGAUAUAUUGUAAUAUGUUUAAUAUAUACUAUACAUUUUAUUGGUUUAUUUUGAAAAAGAUGGGCAUAGAAUUAUUACUACAUUUAUUUAAAGAGUUUGGAAAUACUGUUUUUGAAUAGAUGCUGUUUCUAUAAAGUUGUGUGAUGGGUGUUAUAGCCAUUACGUAUAUAUAAAUACAAUUUUGUUUUCCUUUUUAAGAGAGGAUUCUUUCUAUCCUAAAGCUUUUAUCUGCCAACAUUUUUAUCUGUUAUUACACGUACUCCUGACGCGAGCCCUCUUUUUAUCUAUGAUACUUACUUAAUAUAUCUAUUACCUGUAUAGCUAAGUGGUGGUUCCCCUAAAUGCUUGUAAAAAUAAAUUUGGAUUUUAUGUUUAGUGUAUGAUUUGAAAUGUGAGAAUUCAGAUGUAAUUUUUUACCUUCUAUUGACCUGUUUGUAAAUUACCUUGAAGAGGAUGUGUGUUUUGAAGGAGGCCAUGAGCUGUGUGUUUUCAAGGGAACCUGUGCAUCUCCUGGGAAACCUAGUAAACAUGAAGUUUUCUCGUCUUCACAGUGAGUGCGAUCAGAUUGCUCCAGAUGGCUUAUUUGCCGUCAAGUGACAUUUUUCCUUAAUGAGGUUUUGGUUAUUUGAAUGUAUUUAUUGGCUCUGGAAGAUAAUUCUGUAUUUUUUUUUUAUAUAGAAAUAACAUAAGUCUGGAAACAGUGCUCACACCUAUAAUCCAGCACUUUUGGAGGUUAUGGAGGGAGGAUCACUUGAGGCCAGGGGUUUAAGACCAGCCUGGGCAACAUAGCAGCUACAUC
Callithrix jacchus (white-tufted-ear marmoset) is the source of this 3751-nucleotide messenger RNA. Its product is annotated as putative speedy protein-like protein 3. Lineage: Eukaryota; Metazoa; Chordata; Mammalia; Primates; Cebidae. The record is from RefSeq and is a predicted model, not a curated record. Gene Ontology annotation, biological process: positive regulation of cyclin-dependent protein serine/threonine kinase activity. Gene Ontology annotation, molecular function: protein kinase binding.